Colletotrichum costaricense is the source of this 189-nucleotide messenger RNA. RefSeq lists its product as uncharacterized. The record is from RefSeq and is a predicted model, not a curated record. NCBI's taxonomy places the organism in Eukaryota, Fungi, Ascomycota, Sordariomycetes, Glomerellales, Glomerellaceae. Gene Ontology annotation, cellular component: mitotic spindle; DASH complex. Gene Ontology annotation, biological process: attachment of spindle microtubules to kinetochore. Bases 1 to 189 code for a protein of 62 amino acids. The transcript is spliced from 4 exons.
AUGUGGUCAUUACGACUUACACAGUUCCAGGAAAAACUCAACGAGGCGGUGAUGGUCAUGAAUAGAUCACUGCAGGAGAUCAACAUUGAGAACAUGAAUGUCGAGCUCGUCGCUCAGAUGUUCAAGAACUACCAGUCUAAUGUCUUGUUCCAUCUUGAGGCUACGGACAACCUGAAGCCGCCUGCAUGA